ACUACUUUCAGGGAGUAAACGUGAGGGACGUGAUGUGAAGAUUUGAGGUUGUGCUUCGGUCGUGAGAAAAAAAAAAAAACUAAGAUGGCGUCUCAUCAAGAAAGAUAGAAUGGCUUGAAGAGAGUAAUGAUGUUGGUCAGGAAAUGAUUGAUAACGACACAACCGAUGACGUUUAGUCCCUCGCUUGCUAUUAAACGAACUGCUGCCAUUUAUGUUUUGAACCCGUUUGUGUGUGAGAGACUGAGCGGACUAUAUGGAGAACCGAGGCCGGAGAGAAAACGGUCAACUUUGCUAGCAGCGUCGGCUAGCCAACUGGACCGAGCACAGCUGGCGGUGUUAGCUAUCCACCAGUCAUCACAACAACAGAGGAAGGAGAACGGCCACCGGCCCUAGCAUUCCCCGGGACAUCGCGGUGUCUUCGGGGCAAUGGAGGGGGAAGAGUUUGUGCCUCCACCGGAGUGUCCAGUGUUUGAGCCGACAUGGGAGGAGUUCCAGGACCCACUGGGCUACAUUGCCAAGAUUCGUCCCAUUGCAGAGAAGUCUGGAAUCUGCAAAAUUCGUCCUCCACCAGACUGGCAACCACCAUUUUCAGUAGAGCUGGAUACAUUCCGGUUCACACCCCGCAUCCAGAGGCUUAAUGAGUUGGAGGCGGAGACCAGAGUGAAACUUAAUUAUUUGGACCGCAUCGCCAGGUUUUGGGAGGUCCAGGCAUCCUCCUUGAAAAUCCCUCAUAUUGAACGGCGCAUCCUUGAUCUCUUCAGCCUGUCAAGGAUUGUGACGGAUGAAGGGGGAUUUGAGAUGGUCUGUAAGGAACGGCGCUGGGCUCGUGUAGCCCAGCGGCUCGGCUAUCCUCCGGGCAAGAAUAUUGGUUCUCUGCUGCGCUCGCACUACGAGAGGAUCGUCUACCCCUUUGAAGUGUUCCAUUCUGGUGCCAGCAUACCGAAUUGCAAGCCAAAGCACUAUGAUGGUGAGGAUGUGGACAAAGAGUACAAGCCCCACUCCAUCCCCCUGCGACAGUCCGUGCAACCAUCGAAAACAAGCAGCUACGGACGCAGAGCCAACCGCUGCCAGCCAGAGGGUCCAGAGGAUCUGGCCCCCCAUCCUCUCACCACUGGCUCUCAACUCAUCCCUGCGCCUGAACCCACAGAGGAAGACAUAGAGAAGAACCCAGAACUGAAGAAGCUUCAGAUCUACGGCGCAGGGCCCAAGAUGAUGGGACUUGGACUUGUGGCGAGGUACAAAGGCAUCAGGAAGAAAGAUGAGCUGCCUCAAACUGUAACCGUCAAGGAAAGCAUCUCUCCCGCUCCCGGUGAUGCUUCGGUCAAAGCGGAGUCAGUGGAGCCCCCAGAGAGGCAGAGCGACGGAGGCGCAUCGAGCCCCCAACCGCCGCCUCCUACCGUCAAGGUAAAGACGGAGGUGAAGAAAGAAGAGCCGGACGUCGCCGCUGGUAAAAAGGAGGAGGGUGGCGUGACCGAUGGGCCGUGUACCAAAAUGACCAUGAGGCUUAGACGCAACCUGGGCAACCCACAGAGUGUGGACUCCUUUGUGUGUCGGAUGUGCGGUCGGGGAGACGACGACGAGAAGCUCUUGCUGUGUGACGGUUGCGAUGAUAACUACCACACCUACUGUCUACUGCCCCCCCUCACCGACCCCCCCAAGGGGAACUGGCGUUGCCCUAAGUGUGUGGCCGCGGAGUGCAAGAAACCCUCGGAGGCAUUCGGCUUCGAACAGGCCACCCGCGAGUACACGCUGCAGAGCUUCGGGGAAAUGGCGGACGCUUUCAAAGCGGAUUACUUCAACAUGCCAGUCCAUAUGGUUCCCACUGAGCUGGUGGAGAGAGAGUUCUGGAGGCUGGUUAGUAGCAUUGAGGAAGACGUGGUCGUCGAGUACGGGGCCGACAUCCACUCUAAGGAGUUCGGCAGUGGCUUCCCGAUGAAAAAUGGCAAGAAGGAGCUCACAAAGGAAGAGGAGGGAUACGCCCGCAGCGGCUGGAACUUGAAUGUGAUGCCCGUGCUGGAGCAGUCGCUCCUUUGCCACAUUAACGGAGACAUCUCCGGGAUGAAGGUGCCCUGGCUUUACGUCGGCAUGGUGUUCUCUGCAUUCUGCUGGCACAUCGAGGAUCACUGGAGCUACUCCAUCAACUACCUGCACUGGGGUGAACCCAAGACGUGGUACGGGGUUCCUUCCGUGGCGGCCGAGCGACUCGAGGAGGUGAUGAAGAAGCUGACGCCAGAGCUGUUUGAGUUUCAACCUGACCUCCUGCACCAGCUGGUCACCAUCAUGAACCCCAACAUCCUCAUGUCUCACGGUGUACCGGUCGUUCGCACCAACCAGUGUGCCGGUGAGUUCGUCAUCACCUUCCCCCGAGCCUACCACAGUGGCUUCAAUCAGGGAUACAACUUUGCUGAAGCCGUUAACUUCUGCACUGCCGACUGGCUGCCCGCUGGCCGUUCCUGCAUCGAGCACUACCGGCGUCUCAGGAGGUAUUGUGUGUUCUCCCACGAAGAGCUCACCUGCAAGAUGGCGGCCAGCCCAGAGAAACUAGACCUCAACCUGGCCGCGGCUACACACCGGGAAAUGUUCAUCAUUGUUCAGGAGGAGAGGAAGCUGCGGAAGGGUCUGAUGCAAAGGGGCAUCACUGAAGCCGAGCGCGAGGCUUUUGAGCUGCUGCCCGACGACGAGAGACAGUGUGACAAUUGUAAGACGACGUGCUUCCUCUCUGCGCUGGCCUGCUCCAACUGUCCCGAGAGACUAGUGUGCCUCUAUCACACUCAGGAUCUGUGCAACUGCCCCUCUGAAAAACUCUACCUCAGAUACAGAUACACCCUCGAUGAGCUGUUGGCCAUGUUGCAUAGAUUAAAGGUUCGUUCUGAAUCCUUCGAUUCCUGGGCCAACAGAGUGAAGGAGGCACUUGAGCAGGAAGAAGGAAACAAGAUAGGAAUUGACGACCUGGAGAGGCUGAAGGUGGAAGCGGCGGAGAAAAAGUUUCCCGACAACGAACUUCUGCGGAAACUCAACACUGUUCUUAAAGACAUAGAACGCUGCCAUCUGACCAGUACAGAACUCCUCAGUAACCCAAAGACCGGUGAAGGUAAGAUGACGUUGGCCGAGCUGAAAUCCUUGGUAGAGACUAUGCAGAACCUCCCGUGUGUGAUCACCCAGCUGGAGGAUGUGCAGGUGGUUCUGCGGGCGGUGGAGGAGUUCCGGAGCCGCGCUCAGUUACUGGCCAACAACAGGGACUGGAGGAGGGACUCUGCGCCGCCCGAACAGCUGGAGGCUCUGCUGGCGCAGGGGGCCGAGCUGCUCGUGGUGGUGCCGGAGUGUGAUUUGCUCCGGGGCCUGAAGGAGCAGGGCCACUGGCUCGCCGAAGUGAGGCGCACCCUGGGCACCGAGGGAGGGGAGAGGCAGGAGGUGACGUUGGAGGUUUUGAGGAGCCUGAUGGAAGCCGGCUGCAACGUUCCCCAGAGUGUGUCCGUGGAGACGGCCAUGGCGGAGCUUCAGGAGCUGCUCACCAUCGCGGAGCGUUGGGAGGAGAAGGCACAGAUCUGCCUUGAGCAAAAGCAAAAGCAUCCCCUCUCCACACUAGAGGCGAUAGUAAACGAGGCCCACCUGAUCCCAGUCAAGCUGCCCAACAUUCUUGCUCUGCAGGACUGUCUCACUCGGGCACAAGCCUGGGUGACGGACCUCGAGGAAAUCCAGAACGGGGAGCAUUACCCCUGCCUGGACGACCUGGAGGGCCUGGUGGCCAUCGGGAGAGACUUGCCGGUCUUCAUGGAGGAGUUGAGACAGCUGGAACUGCAGGUAGCCAGCGCUCAUUCCUGGAGGGACAAGGCCACCAAGACCUUCCUGAAGAAGAGCAGCCAGCACAGUCUGCUAGAGGUGUUAUGUCCCUUUGCAAAAAGGAGAGCGAGGCGAGAUGAGGUGGCGCUGUUGGACGAGCCUUCAGACGAUUCGGAUACCAACACUGUGGGCCUCUCUGCUCAGGACCUGAGGGACCCGGCCGCCAUCGUGAUUGCAUUCAAAGAAGGGGAGCACCAGGAGAAGGAGGCCCUGCUGAGGUUACAGAAAGUCAACCUGUACAAAUCGGGACUCAACGCCGCGAGCUGCGAGGAGACCAAGGAGGGCAAGGACAACGGGAGGUGGGAGGACGCCAUGGAGACGGACACGUCCAGCCACUCGGAGGACUCCGUGAAGGGCAACGGCAACCACGCCGGCCCGCCUCAGCCGGUGUGCGUGUGCACCGGUCAGCCUCGCGCGCCUCAACUGCGCUGUCACCUUUGCAAGGACUGGUUCCACGGGGGCUGCGUUCCCUCCCCCGCCCUGCUCCCUUCCUCGGGGCCGGCCGGGAACCCGCUGUGCUGGUGGGACUGGGACUCUCGCUUCCUGUGUCCGCGGUGCCAGCGGUCGCGGCGCCCUCGCCUGGAGACCAUCCUGGCGCUGCUCGUGGCCCUGCAGCGGCUGCCGGUGCGGCUGCCCGAGGGCGAGGCGCUGCAGUGCCUCACCGAGCGGGCCAUCACCUGGCAGGGCCGCGCCAAGGAGGCCGUGGAGACGCCCGAGGUGCAGCUGGCCCUCCAGAGGCUCCAGGACCUCAAAGAGACGCUGCAUUGCGACGCAGAGGAGAAGGAAAACGCGGGGCAGGAGACGCCGGGGAGCGGCGUGAUUGUUUUGUCGGACUCCGAGGGAGGGGAAGCGGAGGAAGGAGUCAUCGAUCUGACGGACGAGAAUUCCCCAAAAAAGAAAAGCAAGGAGAGCAACGGAAGCAAGGCCGGAUGUGAAAACGGCCUCAGCCAGAAGUCAAAUGUUACAGGCGUGGGGUCUCUGCUGCCCCUGCUGCCGUUGCUCAAAGGCCAGGUAGUGGAGCUUUUACCAGCAACCAAAGUCCAGCUGGAGGAGCUGCAGCUGGAGGGAGAUCUGCUCGAGGUGUCCUUGGACCAGACCCUCAUCAUCCACAGAGUUCUGCAGGCUGCUUCUGUUCCACCCAGAGAAACGCUGCGCACACUCAUUCAGAUUGAGCUUGAGGAGCAGAGGCGAACCAGCCGCGGGCGCGCCAAGGACUCCAAACGAAAGCGGAAGAGCCACCGAGGAGGCAGCGGGGACGCGGCGGGAAAGCGCUCGCCGGACACCUCGGAGUCGAAGAAAACCUGCCCGCUCAGCAUCAGCCCCUCCCCUCGGUUGCCUGUCCAGACCAAUCCCGAGAUUUUGUGAUUAGAGUCGACGCCGGAUCUCCGUUUAGACGGAUCGGUCGGAGGAGGAGAGCGAAGGGACAGAUCGUUCUGUGCCAGAAGACAAGUUAUUGAAAGAUGCAGGACAUCCCCAUCCCUGUACCCAACGUCCCUGCUCCUCCUUCAUUCACACCUCCAGACACUAACAGAGCAAUGACUCUUCUUCUACACUCCACCCUCACAAACCCUCAUGAACUCAGCCAUAUCUCACACGUCUUGAUUUCUUUUUUAUUAUUAUCUCAGACUCACUGUCUUACCCCACCGUAUAUAUAUACUAUUUUGCCGCCUCAUGUUUCCUGUGAACAUAUUCAGACUGUUAAUGGACCGAUACAGGACUCGCGGCAAUAGGAGUGUAUUUGCGGUCUGGAGUCGUCUCUUGAGGUCACUCGGUAUGCUACGUAAUCCCAACUGUAUUCAAGGUUAGUUGAAGCCCGGCUCGGCGCCGGCGGACGCCGCUCUCCUUCACUUGAGCCCAGCGGGUGGAAGUCGGACACGCUGCGGGGUGUAUUUAGACCGCUGUGUCGGGGAUCCUGAAGCUGAGGUACAGCAGAAGGUCUGACUGCUUUUUGGACAGCAGCAUCGUGGUUACACUCGUUUUUUUUUUGUUGUAUUGGAUCUUGUGUUUGAUGCUGUUUUGAGGGAACUUGCAUUUGAUAAUAAACCGAGUCAAUUUUGGGGAGUGUUAAAAACAGGCAUUAAUGUUUUUGGUGCUACUUUCCCAAAAUGGACAUCUGUACCUCCUUAGCUUUGUCCUACCUUUCCUCCCCAUGAUUCCUUUUUUUUUUUUUUUAAAGAGACCGUUACUUUUUGGCUCAAUCUGUUCCUUUUCAUUUUCUCCCUCGUUCUCUUUGCAAAUUAAGGUAACUUCACUGUAACUCACUUGUCGCAACUUAUUUUGUUUCCUGGGUUCAAAUAUUAUUAUUGAUAUUGCAGACAGUUGUUGUGAGUUUGUGUAUAAACUUUUCAUUUUACUGUUGCCUUUGUUUCUUUUCACUCUUGUUAGAAAAAAUAAAGGUUUAGAAUUGUUUAGGA
Messenger RNA from Gasterosteus aculeatus aculeatus (three-spined stickleback), 6254 nucleotides. RefSeq names its product lysine demethylase 5C (gene kdm5c). Lineage: Eukaryota; Metazoa; Chordata; Actinopteri; Perciformes; Gasterosteidae. The record is from RefSeq and is a predicted model, not a curated record. Gene Ontology annotation, cellular component: chromatin; nucleus. Gene Ontology annotation, biological process: chromatin remodeling; regulation of DNA-templated transcription. Gene Ontology annotation, molecular function: DNA binding; histone H3K4me/H3K4me2/H3K4me3 demethylase activity.